This is a messenger RNA of Gilbertella persicaria, 2103 nucleotides long. RefSeq names its product WD40-repeat-containing domain protein. Gene Ontology annotation, cellular component: 90S preribosome; small-subunit processome; t-UTP complex. Gene Ontology annotation, biological process: maturation of SSU-rRNA from tricistronic rRNA transcript (SSU-rRNA, 5.8S rRNA, LSU-rRNA). The record is from RefSeq and is a predicted model, not a curated record. The transcript is spliced from 6 exons. Lineage: Eukaryota; Fungi; Mucoromycota; Mucoromycetes; Mucorales; Choanephoraceae. Bases 1 to 2103 code for a protein of 700 amino acids. Gene Ontology annotation, molecular function: protein binding; RNA binding.
AUGGAGGUUCACCGUUGUCGCUUUGUCGAGUAUCAACCAGCUGCUAUCAAUGCACUCGACUUCACACCUGUCACUGUUAAGAACACACGUCUAGCUGUAGGCAGAGCCAACGGCAAUAUUGAGAUCUGGGAUCCUACUUUUAAAUACCGUCUUGAAAAGACAAUACCCGGUGGAGAAGAUCUAUCUGUUGAAAGUGUUGUAUGGGCACACCAAUCUGCGAUUGCCAAUCCUGAUCCUGAAGACGAACCAGAGGAAUUAGCCAAAGAACUCGAAUUGCUUUUACAGAAACCACCUCGUCUUUUUUCUUCUGGUCUUAAUCCUUACAUUAUCGAAUGGGACACUACGACCAUGACAGCCAAGAAAUCAUGCGACUCCAAUGGCGGUGCUGUUCGAUGUUUAGCUGUGAACAGUAAAGGUACACGUUUAGCAGCAGGUUGCGAGGAUGGUUGUGUUCGUUUGUUUGAUAUUGCCGAUGGAAACCUUGAAUAUAUUCGCAGUUUUGAACCACAAAAAGGCCGUAUAUUGUCAGUUGCUUGGGCACCUCAUGAUGAGUACAUUGUCUCGGGUGGAUCUGAUUCAGCCAUUCGUACCUGGAAUCCUCAUACAGGACGCACUAUACAUCGGAUGACAGUAGCCAAGAACCCUAAAGAGCAAACGUUGGUGUGGGCAGUGACUGCUAUUAAGGGCGAUACGAUUGUAUCUGGUGAUUCUCGAGGUGCUGUCACUUUUUGGAACAGCAAGAUGGGUACAGUCAAACAAAGCAUUCGUGCUCAUGGUGCUGAUGUACUUUGCCUUGCUGCUUCUAAAGACGGCACUCAAGUCUUUUCGGCUGGUGUGGAUCGUAAAAUCACUGUGUUUCGUCGUUCAACAAAACAAAAGAAGAAAGACACGAUCACAGACUGGAUCAAUGUGGGCAGUCGUCGAUAUCACUGGCAUGAUAUUCGUGCUUUAGCCUUGGAUGAAAGACCCCAUGUCAACUCGAUUGUGUCUGGCGGUGUGGAUGUUGAACUUGUCUCUUGUCCUGCUGUAGAGUUCCCUAAACUGAUUCAGAACAGACUGCCUCCUUUUCCUCAGAAAUACAUUGUGUCUAUCUCCAGAUCACAUCAACUUGUUAUGGCUUCUUUCUUUAAUUCGCUUUCACUCUGGCGAUUAGGUAAAGCACAAGAUGUAGACACAGCAUCCAAACAUCCUGCACUUCCUGAGAUGGUUGAACCUCAUCAGCUCGCCUUGGAACUCAAGUUAAAUCCUGAUUGCAAUAUCACAUCCAGCGCUCUCUCUGAAGAUGCCAAUUGGAUUGCUGUUUCUGAUGUAGAGCAUGUUCGACUCUUUCGAAUCCAUAAAGGCUCUGAACCAGGUCAAUUGGAAGUCAAGAAACAAAGAGCAUUUGAAAAAGAAUUGUUUGGUUAUUUAGGUCAACACCAUGCUGCACCAGGCGCUCACCAUGUAGUCUUUACGCCUGGGUCAGACAAGCUGAUUAUAGUGACACCUGAAUCACGUAUUCUAGUGGUAGAUUUAACGCAUUGGGAAGAAGGUGCUUUUGAAGUAUUGCGUGAAUUUGGACAUCACCGUGGACUAGACAGUGAAGGAAACUCUUCAGAUGAUGCGGCUGUCUCUACAGUGGUCUCUAUUGAUGUCAGUUCAGAUGGUCAAUGGUUAGUGACUGGUGACGAUGAGAAUCGUAUUCAUGUCUUUAACUUGGAUAAUUUAAAGCAUCAUCUUAAAUUACCUCAAGGCUCUAUUCCUCAUACAGCCUUGUCAUUCAAUCAAUUCAGACCUUCUGAAUUACUGGUGGCUUUGGCAACCAAUGCAUUCUAUAUCUAUGACAUUGAACAUAAACGCCUUACAAGUUGGUCAAGUAUACACCAAGACAUGUCCAAAUCACGACUUUUAGAACAAAGAGACCGUAUUCGUGGUGUCAUGUACAAUCCCUCAGAAAAAAACAAAAUGAUUCUCUAUGGCAGCACAUUCAUGUGUCUUGUCGACAUUCAAGAUAAACCCACAACAAAAAAACUAGGCAAGCGAAAAUCACAAGAAGAAACUCGACCCAAAGAAGAAGAGAUGUCGAUUAAACCAAAUGGUCAUGAUAGAAAGGCCCAAGUUUAG